This is a messenger RNA of Paramecium tetraurelia, 3228 nucleotides long. RefSeq lists its product as uncharacterized. The record is from RefSeq and is a predicted model, not a curated record. Gene Ontology annotation, cellular component: membrane. Gene Ontology annotation, molecular function: ATP hydrolysis activity; ATP binding; P-type transmembrane transporter activity. The transcript is spliced from 2 exons. Lineage: Eukaryota; Ciliophora; Oligohymenophorea; Peniculida; Parameciidae.
AUGAUUAAAAACUCUGAUUUGGAAGGGGAUCUCAUGAUUGUUACUAUCAUUCCGUUAAGAAUAAUAGGAAGUAGAAAAAUAUUUGGGAGUAUAUUGUCAAUUGUAACUCUUUUUAUAUUUUCUUUGAUAUGUCGAUGGUUUAUAUCAAUAAAAUUACGUUUUUAUUACAACGAAGAAAAGGAAAUUUUGUAUGCAACCCAUUUACUUAUUAUCAAUUUACAUGGAGAGAAGGAAAUACACAAAGUUAAAAGGAAUACGAAUUCAAAUUGCAUUUAUUUUAAAUAUAGACAUAUAGAAUAUAACUUUGAAGAUAAUAAAUUUCAUCCUUUAGAUACAGGCUACGUUGGGAAGGAUUUCGACUCAUAAAAUGUAAAUCCAUUAAGUGAAGGAAAAGUUUUUGAAUUAAAUCGAACAUUUGGAAACUGUGAAGUUUUGGUUCCCAUUCCAAGUAUCACUUCAUUUUUUGAGAAUGAACUCACAUCUCCACUUUAUUUCACUUAAUAUACUUCAAUCACUGUCUUCAUGUUAGAGGGCUUUUACUAGUUAGCAAUCCUAUAACCAAUUAUAGCAUUGUUGACAUCUUUAAUAAAUUACAUUAUUCUAAGAAGAGCUAUGCAAUAGUUAAAGAAGAAAGCAGAGAACUAUUAGUAGAUUUCAGUAUUUAGAUAGAAUAUAUCUGGUAAGGUGGAAUGCAUUACAAUCAAUUCAAUUGAGUUAGUUCCUGGAGAUGUAAUCUAAAUAUUCUGUAAUUAAAUAUUGCCGUGUGAUGGUUUGAUAUUAACUGGAGAAGUAUUGGUUGACGAAUAAUCAUUAACAGGAGAAUCAAUUCCUGUGUAAAAGGAACAUGUAACAAAAGAUCUCUUGACUAACUUCAAUUAUUAAACCUACAAAAAAUCAAUCUUGUUUGAUGGAACCAAAGUUUUAGAUAUCAAAAACACAGUAAAGGUUCUAGUCUUAAGAACGGGGUAUUUAUCCUACAAAGGGUAAAUAUUUCGAAAUGCCUUAUACCCUAAACCACCAAAAAUCAUAUUUUUUAUAGAUGCAGUUAAAUUCCUAGUGAUAAUUGCUGCUUUGAUCAUUGCAUUGUAUUUUGGAUUACUAUGGAAGAUGGUUCUAUUAGAUUAUGAUCCAAGUCUCAUUGCUUUGAGAUUAGGAGAUGCAAUAGUGUGGAUUCUACCUCCAAAUAUAGUAACAGUUGUGAAUCUUACGAUGACAGCAACCCUUAGCAGAUUGAAAUUAAAAAAGAUUCUAGGAACUCAACCAGAUAAAACUUUAGAAGCAUCGUAAACAGAUGUUAUUUGUUUUGAUAAGACAGGCACUUUAACAACCAAUGAAAUCAAAGUGAAAUAUGUAUUUGAUGAUAAAAAUAAUAAAGUGUAAUCAAUAUCAGAUAGAUAAAUAUUAUAAAUAUUGAUGUCUUCCUGUCAUCAAUGUUACUUAUUAGAUAAUUAAUUGAUAGGUGAUACCUUAGAAAUUGCUAUGAUAAAUUAUUCAAAACUAAAUAUUUAAUAAGAUAGUGAGUGUAAAUUUAAAGUCAUUUUAAAUGAGAAUGAUUCAAAUUUGGGGAGUUAAGAAAUCACUUUGAAAGUGAUUAAGAUUUUUGAGUUUUCAAGCAACUUAUAAAGGAUGGGUGUGAUAGCAAUGAGUGAUUAAAUUAUAAGAGAGAACCAAGAAAAAAGUCAAGGAGACACCAAGAUCUAAAGUUAUUAAUACUUUUAUUUUACUAAAGGAUCAGCUGAAAAGAUAUCCUAAUUGUGUAUGUCUACACCAGAAGGAUUUAAAGAUUUAAUAACUUAGGAAUCUCUCAAAGGGAUGAGAAUUAUAAGUGCUGGAUAUAAGAGAAUAGAUUCAUAGGAUAUUCAUAAAUCUUAAAAUGAAUUAGAAUAACGCUUGAACUAUUUGGGAUCCAUCAUUUUUGAAAACGAAUUAAAAAACGAUUCAGCAUAAACAAUUGAAGAAUUAAAGAAGGCUUAAUUAAAAAUGAAAAUAAUAAGCGGAGAUCAUAUCUUAAGUUGCAUAAAUUGUGGAAUUGAAAGUGGAAUAAUUGAAUUUUAAUAGUUAACCAUUGUAAUUGAUUAUGAUGUCGAGUAGAAUGAUCUCACACUAUAGGAGUUGAAUAAUAAUCAAAUAAAAGAAUUAGAAGGAAAGAGUAUUAAUUAAUCAUCUUAUGAGAUGCUCUAAUCACUUUUACCAAGUUCAUUAUAUGUAAAUUCUAUUUAUGCUACUAAGACACAUUAGAACUAUUAAUGGGCAAUGAGUGGUUAGGCGUUUGAAUAUCUUAAAGAUAAGAAGAUACUAAAUGAACUCAUCUAUUUAUGUUAAAUCUUUGGCAGAAUGAGUCCAUCUCAGAAGAGUGAGGUAGUGAAAAUACUAUAGGAGCAAAGACUUCACGUGUGUAUGAUAGGUGAUGGGUCAAAUGAUUGUCAUGCUUUAAAAUAAUCAAACAUAGGUAUAUCAUUUUAGCAAUGUGAUGCAGCCUUAACUGCUUCCUUUGUUAAUACUAAUGAUAGCAUAAAUUGUAUAAUUGAAGUACUAUUAUAGAGCAAAGCUACGUCAUGUAAUGUUAUGGAGAUUUUCAAAUAUUAUAUGAUUAUAAAUGUAAGUAAAUAUGUAUCUGCAUAAUUGAUGAUGUAUCAGAUGCAGAAUUUCAACAAUGAAGAACUAUUGUAUCUGAAUUAUUUGAGUAAUAUUCCAAUUGUUGCGUUGCAAACCUUGACUCCUCCUUCUAGGAAAUUGACGAAAGACAAAAUUAACACUUCAAUGAUCAGCUUAUCAAACUUCAUUCCUAUUUUGAUUAUACUUAUCUUUAGCGGAUUGAAUAUGUUGGGAAGUUAUCUAAUCCUUUAUUAUUAAGAAUGGUAUGUACCAUAUGAUAACAAUGAGAAUGAUACAAGAUAUUUCUUUUAUGGAGAUAUGAACACUUAACAGUUCCUCAACAUGAAUAUUUAUUUUUUAUUAUCUUUUUAUUCCAUCAAUACUUAUGGACCGUUUAAGAUACCAUUUUGGAAACAACACCAUUUGAAUAUUCCAGUCUUGGCAUUCUUGAUUUUGGGGAUACUUAUUUAAUUUGUAGAAAUGGGCUCUAUUGAUAAUUAUUUGGGGUUAACAGAUAUCAAGUUGAAUGGCUAAUAUGAACUCAAUUAAUUCUAUUUCAACAUCACAAUCUCAAUGAUAGUUAUAUUGAUAGGAAGAUUAGCAUGGAUUAAAUAAUAUAUAUAUUAAUAAUGA